This is a messenger RNA of Vicugna pacos (alpaca), 2977 nucleotides long. NCBI's taxonomy places the organism in Eukaryota, Metazoa, Chordata, Mammalia, Artiodactyla, Camelidae. The record is from RefSeq and is a predicted model, not a curated record.
AUCCCGGCAGGUCCCCAGAUCGCAGCAACUAAAAGCAAAACAAAUGGACAAAGAGAGUCCGGGAGGGAAAGGGUCGUCUUGGCCCCUCCCUCCAGUUUGUACUGUGCGGAUUAAUUUGAACAUUUAAGCGGGUUUGGACACCUAGUAACAAAUUGUAAAGAGAUUUCUGAACGUGAUGGGCAGUCUGAGAUGUUGUUUGCAGUUCUUUGGGGAUCCAGGAUUAGGAAACUUUAGCGCUGAACGAAACGUUUCUUAUGGAGGUAUUGACCUGGCUGGGCUUUUCAUGAUCGUCACUGCUGACCUGAAAACCUCUGAAGGAGAAGUUUAGCUUCUGGAAGUCAUUGAUACUCUUCUGACUGCUGUUUGUAAAAUCGCCUCAGAUUGGGGAUUAUUUUUGCUUUGCAGAAAUUAUCUGCUUGGAGCCCUGCAUAAUUUGUAACAAUCUCUGGCAAAACCUCAGGAAGAAAGAUAUGCUUUUGACUUAGACGGAUGUCAGAGGGUGCGGCAGGACCCAGUGAAAGGGCUCCUCAAGUGGUGGGAGGCUCUGAGAGCGACAGUUUCAGCCGAGGGACAGCUUCUUGGGGACUUUCUUCUCCCCAGGAGGGUGACAGUCUAAAAGAAAAAAAAAAAAAACCACAAGCAACACAGUUGCCAGUGAAAUAAGAGAGGGAGUGCUUCACGCGGAGCUGCUGCUGGACUCUCGGCGCUCACCCGCGGGGCAGGGGCACAAGGCCAUGGAGUGACCGUCAGCGUGGGUCUGAGGAGAGACAGGAGAUGGCCCACGAAGUCACCCUGAAUUCCCUCCAGGAGUCAGAGCGCGAGGUGAUUCUCCAGGUCCUGUACCGGGACCGGGUGGUUCAAAACAUCGAGGAGGAAAGGAUACGGAAACUGAAGACGCACCUGCAGCAUCUCAGGUGGAAAGGCUCGAAGGGCGCCAGCCAGGAGUACAAAGAGGAGUCCUGUGCCCGAUGCCAGCGGGUCCUGGGGCUCCUGCUGAACCGGGGGGCUGUGUGCCAGGGCUGCAGCCACCGCGUGUGCUCCGAGUGCCGAGUGUUCCUGAGGAGGACCCGCGCCUGGAAGUGCACCGUGUGCUUCGAGGACAGGGUGCAUGGACCCCCGCUCCCACCCGCUUAGAGGGCAAGACGCCACCAGACCUCAUCGCCACCAUGGCUCCACUGAUGUCGGUCCUGCCUUAUCCCUUCUGUCCUCACGGUGCUCCCUGCAGGGGUGGGAAUAUUCACUCACCAACCCACAGAAAUGUGAAAAUAAAAACUGGAGAAUGGUUCUUUGAGGAACGAGCCAAGAAAUUUCCAACUGAAGGCAAACAUGAGACAGCUGGAGCAAAGCUCUUGCAAUCUUAUCAGGCAUUGAGCAACAUAUCCGUGGUUCCUCCUACUCCACCUCCUUUCAGUGAAAGCCAGUGCAGUGGCAGCCCCGGCAGGUUACGGGAACUUGGUCAGUUUAAAGGAUUUCAUAAGUCCGUGGAGAAUUUGUUUCUGUCUGUUACCACCCAUGUGAAAAAACUCUCCAAGUCCCAGAAUGACGUGACCUCUGACAAGCAACACCCAGCCCUGGGUCCUGGGCCGUGCGCAGGCCCGACGGAGAGACGGAGCCAGUCGGACACUGCAGUCAACGUCACCACCAGGAAGGUCAGCACACCAGAUAUUCUGAAACCUUUCAGUCAAGAGAGUCCCAAACGCUCUACCAGCCCUGUUUUGAAGCAAGAGGGUGUCUCAUCCAGUCCAACGCCCACGACGCUGUUCUCAGGAGGCUUGAGACACGGAAGUUUAAUUAGCAUUAACAGCACUUGUACAGAGAUGGGCAAUUUUGACAACGCUAAUGUCACUGGAGAAAUAGAAUUUGCCAUUCGUUAUUGCUUCAGAACUCAUUCUUUAGAAAUAUGCAUCAAGGCUUGUAAGAACCUUGCCUAUGGGGAGGAAAAGAAGAAAAAGUGCAAUCCGUACGUCAAGACUUAUCUGCUGCCUGACAGAUCCUCCCAGGGAAAACGCAAGACUGGAGUCCAAAAGAACACAGUGGAGCCGACCUUCCAGGAGACCUUGAAGUACCGGGUGGAGCCCGCCCAGCUGGGGACCCGGCGGCUGCAGGUCUCUGUGUGGCACCUGGGCACGCUCACCCGGAGAGCCUUUCUUGGAGAAGUGAUCAUCCCUCUGGCCACAUGGGACUUUGAAGACAGCACGACCCAGUCUUUCCGCUGGUAUCCUCUCCGGGCCAAGGCAGAGAAAUACGAAGACAGUGUUCCUCCCAAUAAUGGGGAACUUGCAGUUCGGGCCAAACUGGUCCUCCCGGCAGGGCCCAGGAAGCUCCAGGAGGCUCAAGAAGAGAUGGGAGAUCAGUCAUCACGUAACGGUCAGCUCUGUUUGGUGGUGCUGGGAGCCAAGAAUUUACCUGUGCGGUCAGAUGGGACCUUAAACUCAUUUGUGAAGGGCUGCCUCACUUUGCCAGACCAGCAAAGGCUGAGACUGAAGUCCCCUGUCCUGAAGAAGCAAGCCUGUCCCCAGUGGAAGCACUCCUUCGUUUUUAAAGGCAUAAGUCCUUCUCAGCUGAGGCAAUCCAGCCUAGAAUUAACCGUCUGGGACCAGGCCGCCUUCGGUGUGAACGACCGUCUGCUGGGAGGAGUCAGGCUUAGUUCCAAGGAGGGUCCAGCUGGCGGCGCCGACUCUUGCUCACCAUCGAAGCUCCAAUGGCAGAAAGUUCUUUCCAGCCCCAACCUGUGGACGGACAUGACCCUCACGCUGCACUGACGCCAAGGCCCCGGGUGCUGCGGGGUCGGCCCUCUGGAGUGUGAACACUCUGGUCUGCAGCUCCGUCCCGCAGCUGAGACGUUCUCCCAGAUCCCUCUGUGCGUACUUAAGUUAAACAGAACCACUGCCAUGUUACGUUAGGAAGCCUCAGGUAGGUUAUCUGUGCUUUGAGAGACGUGGAAAAUGACCAGCUCUCAAUAAAUGUUCAACAGUUA